Molecule: messenger RNA, 1939 nt
Organism: Eucalyptus grandis
Lineage: Eukaryota; Viridiplantae; Streptophyta; Magnoliopsida; Myrtales; Myrtaceae
Product: lysine-specific demethylase JMJ30
Exons: 7
Coding region: 74-1333 (419 amino acids)
Molecular function (GO): 2-oxoglutarate-dependent dioxygenase activity
Source: RefSeq, a predicted model, not a curated record
CCCGCUUUUUUCCGCCACGGCACCGCGCUUUUUUCCCCACAUUCUCUCUCUCUCUAACUGACCAUCGGACCGGAUGUCCGGCGGCGGCGGCGGCGGAGGCGGCGAGACCGGGGGCGGCCUCGAGACCCCGACCCUGGACCGGGAGGCCGCCGGCCUCCUCCGCGACAUCUCCGAGCACGGGGGCUACGCCUACGCCGCCAUGUCGGGCCUCGCGGCCGGCGGCGACGUGCGGGCGGCGGAGGCGGCGCGGGAGAUGGCGUGGGAGCAGCUCCACUCGGGGCCCUGGCACUCCGUGCUCCCGGCGUGGCGGGACGCCUACUCCAUGGCGUGCCUCCACGUGGCCCGGCUCCACUACCGGGGCGGCGAGCUGAAGGAGGCGCUUAGGGUUCUGGAUCUGGGGCUCAUCAUGGGGGGCACGCUGCUGAAGAAGGACCUGGAGGCCGCCGUCGAGAAGCUGAGCGCGGAGGCGAGGGGCGCUAGGGUUUCGGGAGGAGACGAGGGUGGGGAGGAGGCGGGGGGAUUGGAUAGGAGGCUGGUCCGCGAGGGGAUCGACCGGGAUAAGGUGCUCCGGAUAUUACCUAAAAAAUCAUUGUCCAUAAAAUCUGUGGCUAAGAGGUCUGCUCUGUCCUUGGAGGGAUUCCUACGUGAAUUUUUCCUCUCAGGUUGUCCAGUUAUAAUUACAGAUUGCAUGUCUCAAUGGCCUGCCAGAACAAAGUGGAAUGACAUGGAUUAUCUCAAAACUGUUGCUGGUGACCGCACAGUUCCAGUUGAGGUUGGAAAGAACUAUCUAUGCUCUGAGUGGAAGCAGGAGCUUAUCACGUUUUCCCAGUUUCUUGAUCGCCUGCAGUCUAAUGAUCCUUCUGCGGCUAACCGUACAUAUCUUGCGCAGCACCCACUCUUUGAUCAGAUAAAUGAGCUUAGGAAGGAUAUUCUCAUCCCUGACUAUUGUUUCGCUGGGGGUGGAGAGCUAAAUUCUCUUAAUGCUUGGUUCGGACCAGCAGGCACAGUGACCCCAUUGCACCAUGAUCCACACCAUAACAUACUUGCUCAGGUUGUUGGUGCAAAAUAUAUAAGGCUUUACUCCUCUUCAUUCUCGGAGGAACUCUAUCCACAUAGUGAAACCAUGCUUUGCAAUUCUAGUAAGGUUGACCUAGAUGACAUAGACGAGAAGGAGUACCCCAAGAUCAUGGACUUGGAGUUUCUGGAUUGUAUUUUAGAGGAGGGGGAGAUGCUGUAUAUACCGCCCAAAUGGUGGCAUUAUGUACGAUCUCUAACAACGAGCUUCUCCGUUACCUUUUGGUGGAGCAAACCUGAGAGUUCAGCUGAUUCUUGACAUGGUGUCGGUUUUGUGGAUGAGGCUUCUCGCAAAUCAUGUACGAGUAAAGCUUGCAGCUUCCUUCUGGCGUUGCUUGCGGGACCGGAGCCUCCUCUCUCCGACUUCGUUUUUCCCUUUUUUUCCCCAAUCUCCAGAUCUAGCAUUGCGUCACUCAUCUAUGGUCGUUGUCACCUUUGUCGGCAUCACUCUCCAAAUCUCCAGAUUUUCCCAUCCAUGGCCGAACACAUUCAGGCAUCAUGUUGCUUGUUCAUGGCUGUCGUCGGUGUCGAGCAAUGCCUGAAUAGGCAGCUCGAAUCUGGAAGUUCAGCCAGAUUUGGAGCCAUGGCUGCAAGCAACGAUGGCUCAUUCGGCCAUGGAAGAGGGACGCUGAUGAUGGUGACAAUGGCCAUGGCUGUCGAAGGUCACCUUCCUGCUGCUGCUAAUCAUCUCACAAAGGAUGGAGGAGGAGGAGGAGGAGAAGAAGGGAGAAUCUCAUCUUUUUACUUUUUUAUUCCGAUUCUGCAGAUAUGUGUCCUCUUAUUACUGGACAUGAUUAAAAAGGCACCUCAAAUCAGUAAUUGACAUGGUACUUUGAAACCAUUGAAUAUUUUGUCAUUCAUUGCC